GCAGACGAAAAAACAAGUUUUUUCAAGUUGUUUCGUUAAAAGUGGUUUUACUUGUUUUCUUUUUUUUUUUAAUUAUUUCCGUGUUGUUGUUAUUCAUGGAUGAUUACGUGAGAACCUACUUACGGUGAAGGAAGAAAUUGAACAUUCACAGCUGCUGGUUAUUAAGGAACAAAAUGUUGAUGAAGAGUUUGAUUACUCGUCAUAAUCGAGUUGCUGUUGCUUUCAUCGAGCGACAGUACACAACGACAACCCAAAUUCCUUACAUUUUGAGAUGGAUGAAGUCGGAAACAACAAAGAAAAGCGAACCUUUGUAUGAUGGGCACAUUCCCAUAAAUUUGCUUCAAAGAGCUGUCCUUUCUGUGGGUUCUAGCAUUGUGGCGCUGACAGAUCCUGCAAGAGGAGACAUGGUCGCUGUCAAUGGAGAAAGUUCUGGCCACUCUGCUCUCAAAAAGAUGCACAGAAAGAUGCUGGAGAGUGAAGAAGGCCGACAAAUUCUCAUGGAGAGGCCUAAAAUAAACUCGAGCACAAUAGACAUUGAGAAGCUCAAAUCUUACCCAGACGGAACUUUAGGAAGAGAAUACACCAAGUUUCUCGAAGUCAAUAACGUCAGCCCGGAUACGAGAUUGCCUGUCCGCUUUGUUGACGACGCCGACUUGGCUUACGUGAUGCAGCGCUACCGCGAAACCCACGACCUGGUGCACACUUUGCUGGGAUGUCCCACCAACAUGCUAGGCGAAGUUGCAGUCAAGUGGGUUGAAGCCCUUCAGACAGAAUUGCCCAUGUGUAUCGGUGGUGCUGUGUUUGGACCUAUCCGCUUGAAACCGAAGAACCGGUCGACUUAUCUGAGCAAGUACUUACCGUGGGCCAUAGGCGUGGGCUCGAGGAGCAGCUUCUUAAUGAACGUCUUCUACGAGCGACGCUGGGAACAAGAUAUCGCAGAAUUGCGUGACGAAUUGAAAAUCGAAACUCCACCUGGGGUUUGAUAGGUCUGCCGCCUUCCCAUUGAGACCGACGUCUGCCGGAUGCGGAGACACAACACUGAACCCCCCGCAAAGAUGCGCCACCACCACCACUCUCGCCAACAAAUUUGGACCCUUUCAGUCUCUAAUAAUUGUUGUUUUCUUUUUCUUUCUUUAUUUCCUUCCCUCUUGUCGUUUUUAUAUAUUUCCCUACUCUCUUGAUUGGUACUUCUUCGUCCCAUCUGAGUGUCUCUUCUCCCUCCCGCCAGCCGGGGGACCUGGCCUGAUGGGCGCCCAUCAUUUUCAUAGAGAAGAGAAUAGAAUUGGCCGACACAAUGGACGGCUGAUUGAAUACAUCCUCGCGCGUUGAAAGAAUUGAUGUCUGACGCGUGUGUUAUUA
Messenger RNA from Daphnia pulicaria, 1359 nucleotides. It is a transcript of the gene Coq4, whose product is annotated as ubiquinone biosynthesis protein COQ4 homolog, mitochondrial-like. Gene Ontology annotation, biological process: ubiquinone biosynthetic process. The coding region runs from base 174 to 983 and encodes 269 amino acids. The record is from RefSeq and is a predicted model, not a curated record. Lineage: Eukaryota; Metazoa; Arthropoda; Branchiopoda; Diplostraca; Daphniidae. Gene Ontology annotation, cellular component: mitochondrion; mitochondrial inner membrane. The transcript is spliced from 7 exons.